AUGGCGACUCAUGUGCGAAGAAAAGCUAUUAGUAUAGAUAAAAACGAAAAAAAACGUGAGCAUGAAGCUAACAGUCCUGAGGUUGUUACACCUAUUCCUGUUAGACCGGCUAUAUCUCAAUUAAUUACUGUUCGACCAAGAGUUUCACCUCGUAAUGUUCGUAGUUUUGCAAAAGUAAAAAAACUUAGAUUUGACAAGCCUGACAAUAUUUCACCCAAUGAUGAUAACUGUCAUUCCGUAGUCAAGAACUGUUCUCCUGUGUUCAAUAACAGUCAGCACGUAGAAAGAAGCAAUAUCAAUCUUCCAACUAUUAAUAGAAAUACUCUCGUCACUCACUUGGAUACAGAGGAUUCGAUUGCAAAGUUUAAUGAAACAAGUUCCGCUCGAGAAAUAACUCGAGUAACAUUAACAAGCUUUGUUAAAGUUGGUGGAAACAAAGAGGUAUCGCUGAAUACAUCUAUGAUACAAAGUAACAAUCCUCAGACUACACAUGAUAUUAUUACACAUGAUGCUACACAUGAUACUACACAUGAUACAACUGAUAACAACAUCACGGAUAACAUCACGGUUACCAAAAUCAAUGCCACAAUCAAAAAUAAUGACGACUCCGCAUUGAAUAUAAACGAGACCAAAGAUAAAAGUAAACCACCAAAGAAUAAACAUGAUACGCAAAGUAAAGAGAAGAAUGGAAGUGAAUCUUCAUUAAAUGUCAAAAAUGAUAAAAAACAAUUUCCUUGUCCAGCGUGCAAAAGAAGUUUCUCUCGCAAAUUCAACAUGCAAUCCCAUCUCAAGACACAUGAUACUGACCGUGUAAAACCAUAUGCAUGUACUUACGAGUCAUGCAAUCUUCGUUUCACAAGAAAACAUGAUCUCAAACGUCAUAUUAAUGGUAUUCAUAACGAACAAAAAGAAUUUUUAUGUCCUCAUUGUAAUAAAAACUUUUCUAGAAAGGAUGCGUGGAAGAGGCAUGAAUUGACUUGUGGUUCCGAAGAAACAAAAGAUGUUGGAAAAAGGAAGCAUAUUACAAAACCAUUACCUCAAUUAUUACCUACUCCAUUCACUAACCAAUUGGAUAAUUCUCCAUCUAUAAUUAAACGUAGAGGACGUCCAAGAAAAUUAGUAAUUAAUAAUGACACUGAUUUAAUUGUUCCUAUAAAAGAUGUUACAACUGAAUUUAAAGUUGGAAAAAAAGGAAGACCAAGAAAAAUACUCAAGAUUGAAACCCCAUUGAUUGAAUCUACAGAAGAAACUAAGGUCGAAAAAAGCGCCGGUCGUAUGGAUGGAGUUAUUUCUAAUCAUACGAGUGAACUUUCACUUACAGAAACUCGAUCAACAGAGGCGUCAGUUGAUAAUCAAUUAGUAAAAUCCAAUCCCGCGUCUACUGCUGAUGUAUCACCUAUCAGUCAUCCUAAUAGUAUGAUCACUGAAGUUAGAAAAGAAACAAAUGGUUCGAUUGAUUCGAUUGAUUCUUUUAACAAAGAAAGCGAUUCGAUUUCUUUUAAAUACCAUGAUACUUCUUCGACCAUUUCUUCUAUUAACGAAGUAGACUACGCAAUGUCCGAAGAAAUGACUGAAGAAGCAUUCGGUGAAUUGUACGAAGAAACUUUUGGAGAAAAAGCAAAAGUAUCGAAGGAAGGAUACUAA
This is a messenger RNA of Racocetra persica, 1644 nucleotides long. The record is from the annotation of a GenBank genome assembly. NCBI's taxonomy places the organism in Eukaryota, Fungi, Glomeromycota, Glomeromycetes, Diversisporales, Gigasporaceae.